UUUGUCUGAUGUUCUUAGAUUGCAUCCAAAAUAGUGUUAUAAUUUAUACGUCAAGGAGCCCCUCUCAAGAAUUACAUCUGUGCUCUCAAGGAAAUUUGCUCCAUGGCUGCAUGGUAACAAGUGCUCAUUUUUUACAGGCACCACAACAAUUUACUUGUGAGUCGUUUUAAAAAAAAAAAUCUGUAUAUUGCAGGAGCCUCCUGGAGUCUUGGGAGGCUGCAAAGGCCAGCUGUAGAGACAUGCCGAAAUUACUGUCGUGCACUGGGAAAUUCCUCGUUCCUGUGUCCCUGCAGAUAUGAAGCGACCCCUGAGCCUGUCCCACCCUGUUGAGAACAGGAUCCACCUGGUCGAGACGGCGGGGAGCCAGUCGGAGCAGCGCACGAAGCGGGAGAAGAAGCACCAGUCGUUCACGCUGUGCGAGGUCUGUAACAUCCAGCUCAAUUCGGCCGCCCAGGCGCAGAUCCACUACAAUGGCAAAUCCCACCAGAAACGCCUCAAGCAGCUCAGCAAAGGGAAGGUGCCGACGGGCCCAGGUCCGUCGGGGCACAGCAGCCCCCUCCUAGCAUCGCUGUCUAUUCCUGGGCGACCCCUACACCCGCCACUGGACAUCAAGCACUUCCUGACCUUUAGACUCAAUGGGACGUCCCCACUCAACCUGUUCCCCAACUUCAACACGAUGGAUCCCGUGCAGAAGGCCGUGAUCAGUCACACCUUCGGCGUCCCCUCCCCGCUCAAGAAGAAGCAGUUCAUCUCCUGCAACAUCUGCCACCUCCGAUUCAACUCCGCGAACCAGGCCGAGGCACAUUACAAAGGCCACAAACAUGCCCGGAGACUCAAAGCCAUAGAAGCUGUGAAGAACAAACAGAAAACGGCAGCGGCCCCCAGCCGAGACUUCCCGGCCACCCUGGACGUGAGCGGGGAUCCCCACAGCACAGUUCAAGCCAACGGCCUCCUGGGGCUGAAGGAGCCGGACGCUGAGUGUAGCAGCCUCAUGCUGACGCCCACCUCGGAGGAGUCCUCGGCCGAGCUGUCCGGCAGCGUCCCAGCCCUGGUCUCCCCGCCUGUUUCGGAGCUGUCAGAGGGCCCUUCGGAUGCUGCCAGCGUGGCCUCUUUGCCAGCGCUGGGAGCUGAGACGCCAGCCACUGAAUCGGGCAGCAGCAUCGGCUCCGCCCCUGACAGAGACAAGGACGGGAAGAAAAGCAAGCAGCACCUCUUCUGCCCCACCUGCAAAGUGACGGUGAACUCGGCAUCCCAGCUGGAGGCUCAUAACACGGGGGCCAAGCACAAGUCUAUGCUGGAGGGUCAGACCACCCCGAUGCGGCGGGGCCGGGGCAAAGUCAUCCCCAGGGCGGGGCACAAGUCCAAAAGAAUUGGCAACAAGGGCAGCAUCAACAUCCAGAACAAGGCGUUCCAUUGCCAAGUGUGUGAGAUCUACGUCAACUCGGAGACCCAGCUCAAGCAGCACGUGAGCAGCAGGAGACACAGAGACAGGCUUGCUGGGAAGCCACCCAAGCCAAAAUACAGCCCAUACAACAAGCUCCAGAAGAACGCUGUCCUCGCAGUGAGUAUUCUAAAGUCCAAGCUGGCUUUGCAGAAGCACCUCACCAAAACCUUGGCUACCCGCUUCCUCCCGAGCCCCCUCGCCACGGCAGCCAUGUGCGCCAUGCCUGGCCCACUCGCCCUCCGACCAGCCGCCGCCACUGCCCUCUUCCAGGCCCCGCUCCUUGGACCAGCGCUCUUCCGAUCCCCGCCCGGCCACGUCCGCGCCACGCCCGGCCCCAUCGUCUUCGCCCCCUACUAGCGCCUGCGCCCUCCAAGGCUCCGUCUCUCCCGGACGCGGCGCAGAGCGGCGAGGACAGGGCUCUGUUCCCAUUGAAGGCAAACGACACGUUGUAACCGUUGACCGAGGUUUUUUCUUUCCCUCCCAGCCGGUUCCCACUGGGCUUGGAGAUUCCCCAGCUGACUGCUCUGCCCGGCCUGGCAGGACCCCCCCAUUACCCACCCCCAGUGCCCCAGUCGUUUCACGCAGUAGCUCUCCGAAAACACAGCUCCAUGUCUGCUUUGAUUGGAUUCAGUUAAAGGGGCAGUGCUGGGAUCCCCCAGGCCUAUUGAUGCCCGUGGCCAGCGGGUCCCCCUCUUUGGCUAGUGAGUUUUUCAUUCAUCCCCUUCCCAGUGAUUAAUUUAAACCAAACCAGGGAAGUGGCCUGGCUGACUCUCUGGAAAGGGAGGGCCUUUUUCUCAGGCUUGCUGGUUCAGAGCCAGCCCAGGUUCGUGGCGACCCCCAGAUCAUAGGUCCAGCUGGAAGGAGUCCGUGGUGGAUCUCAGGCCAGUUUCCAGUGGGAAAAACCUCCCCAGCACAAAAUCCAACCCCCGGUUUCCCACCCGUAGCAGGGGGGAUGCAGCCUAAGCCCUGCAUGGGACAUGAGGCACGUGGGCAGAGAGCAGCGUGGUGGAUGAUUGCCCUGCCUACUGCCUGACCCACCCUGGGUCUAAGGCUGCAGGGAGCGUGUUACUCUCCAGCUCCUCAGCAGCAGGAAAUCCAGAGGAGACACCGGCAGACAGGGGCAGCGUCUUCCCAGAGAACAAACAGCGAACCCUGAGGCUCCUUGCCAGCAGAGACCUCUUUCCUGCUCCCUUCAGAAAGCACAUUCUCGUCCCACACCGGAGGUGCAGUGGAGGACCAGGCAGAUUGGAUCGGAGUGUUGUCUAGAGCAGUGGUUUUCAACCUUUCUUCAUUUGCGGGCCCCUUUGGAAAUCAGAUAUAGGCUGAGGAUCCCCAGGGCUCCGCGGACCAGGUUGAAAACCAGGGGUCUAGUGGUUACACACCAGGACUCCUUGAUUCUCCUCCCAGACCUGGCUCAGGGUGUGAUCCCGUGGCUGGAGAAUAGGACGUAGGGAGUCAGGACACCUGGGUUCCAUUCCCAGUUCAGCUAAGGCCUGGAGUCGACUGGUUAGAGAACGGCCCUUCUCCUUGGCAUCUAUUCCCAACUCUGCCGUUCACUCCCUUGCGCCACGGUGCUUCACCUCUUAGUGCCUCAGUUUCCCCCCAUUAAGCAGGGGAUAGCUCUGACCCUACCUCGCAGGGAGCCUGAGUGAGGGUUCACAAAGCACUUUGUCCUUGCGUAGCGCCUUUCCUCGGAGAGCUGCAAAGCAUUCCUCCCGUUACCAGGCCAGCAGACAAAACCCACUCACCCAGCCCCAUUGGAACGCGGCGCUUCCAAGGAAACUGGGAGGAUUCCCUGGUAGUUCAGCCCGACAGCCCAGAAUAAGAGCCGGUUCGGUUAACAAGCACGUGGCGUUGGCCCUCCCAUGCUCUGAGUGCAGCUCGCAGACGGGCUCCAGAGCCCACACUACGCAUUAUGGGGGCGAUGGUUUGGGUUUUCACUGUGUUAAAAGAGCGUGCGAUGCCCUGGUCUGAACAGUUACCGAGGCGCGACCGGCUCCCCCGCGCGCACUGUAAAUAGAAAUAUGCAGGAAGGUUGCGACCCACAUGGACCUUGUGCCGGAGUGACAACCCGUCCCGAUCUAUGCAAAUCCGAACGGAGUAGCCCCGUCGUCGUGGUAACCUGGCUGCGUCCUGCGGUGCUGCCCGCUCUGUCUGCACAGCGAGGAACGUUGUUCCGAGCAGAAACUGAACGAUGCAGCUCGGUGCAUCGUGCACACGCUUCCGAGAGCCCCCUGGUCCCGUGAGCUCUCCGCUGCUCCCCACGGCACAGGCUCUGAGCCCCCCGGCGGAGGCUGCCCUCCAAUCCCCACGCACAAGCCCACCUGGCAGCUGUCGUAACUUGAACACAGGAGGUGUUUGGGUGGCACAGGGAGGAUCCUGCUGCCCCCACAGCCAUUGGAGGCUGAACACGGUUUCCAAACGCCAUGGGGCUGUGAGAUUGUCACUUCCCCCGAGCUCAGGGGCUGUCCCUGGGUCUGUGCGUGACGUGUCCCCGACGGGCCGGGUACGGCUCUCGGCUCAAGCUGGAGCAUUGUGCUGUUAGUGCCGGAGGACCCCAGGGCAAGGCCUGAUGGUGCUGUCCCACACCCCCUCCCCCUUUGCGUGGUCACCAGUGGGGUUUGAGCUGGGGCCGGCGCGCCCCACCACCUGAGCUGGCAGUAGUAGUGGGUUGUUAUCCCCUAGAGCACAGCCCCCUCUAGUGGGCUGGCCUAAGGCUCGGACAGCGCGUUACAGGAGCGCUGCGGGGGCUCUCAGCACGGGGCCCCUCCCCUUGGGAGUGCGGGGAGCUGGUGCAGGAUAGACGGGCCUGCCUGGGGGUGAACCAAAGAAUCCAGCCUGGGCCUGAGCACUGGGGGAUCCAGCCCCUGGGCUGGGGCAGGGGCAGGGGCAGCACUUCGAUGCGUUUUCCCGGGCACCUGAAGGUGAAACCUGGGGGGUUCUUUUUUGUCCAAGAUUUGGAUUUAAAUGUGUCCUCCGGAGCUUUGCAAUAACCCCAGCGCCGGCCAGCUGCAGGGGACCGGCUCCAUCCCUUACGGCCUCAGGGUGGGCGAAUCCUCCACCUGGAACGAAGUGGGGGGGGAUAGGCCCCCCCCACGGCCCAGCUCACAGGAGCUCCUUGCAGAAGUCCCAUGGAGGGGGCAGGGGCUGGUAGUGGGAGCUGCCACUGGGCAAACCGUCCCCUCACGAAGCUUUAGAUGGGGCGAGGGAGGGAGCCAGACACCUCUGUGCAAUGCCAGUCAUCCCCUAACGCCAUCAGCCCCCAGGCAGCCUGGCGCCAGCUCCAGCCAUCCAGCCCCGCAGCGGCCUCUCCUCCAUCUGCCUCCCUCUCCCCCCCCCCACGCCGCUGCAGCUCGUUCUCCCCCCAGGGGCUUGUGCCGUGGUAGUUUUAGGAAUUCAGGAAGCCCAAAGCUUUAGCCAUGGAUCCCCCCCUCCCCCCAAGAGACUCUGGUCGCACUGCAGGUGGAGCUGGGUCACAAAGCCCCCCAGAGCCAGAGUCAAACCUACCCUCAGCCCAGCAGUGGGGUGACGCUAGACUAGAACACUUGAAAGCCAUUCCUUCCCGUCCCCACCAGCCGGCCCGGCCUGCGCCAGGGCCCCCUCUGCCCCUUCGCCACCGGCCCCCCGCUAGCCUCUGACUUCGCAUACGCUGUGCUAGGCUGCAGCGCUGCCGCGUGCCCCUGUAAAUACCCUCGGCGUGAUGUGAACAAGGGCUGAUUUUGACAACUAAAAAGCAAACGAAAUAAUCAGCCUCUAGGGACUUGGCCAGUAACCCCCCCACCCCCGUACUGCUCCGUGUAUAUUUUUGAUGUACUAUAACUGUUGCGGGGGGGGGGGGGGAUAUUUUGAUAAUCGACUCUCAUUGCUUUCUUGUGUUACUCAGUAAAUAAAAGGAACCUGUAUAAAUGCG
This is a messenger RNA of Mauremys mutica (yellowpond turtle), 5354 nucleotides long. It is a transcript of the gene ZNF385C, whose product is annotated as zinc finger protein 385C. Lineage: Eukaryota; Metazoa; Chordata; Testudines; Geoemydidae. The record is from RefSeq and is a predicted model, not a curated record. The transcript has 9 exons. Gene Ontology annotation, molecular function: zinc ion binding; nucleic acid binding. The coding region runs from base 296 to 1801 and encodes 501 amino acids. Gene Ontology annotation, cellular component: nucleus.